This is a messenger RNA of Acanthoscelides obtectus, 978 nucleotides long. NCBI's taxonomy places the organism in Eukaryota, Metazoa, Arthropoda, Insecta, Coleoptera, Chrysomelidae. The record is from the annotation of a GenBank genome assembly.
AUGCCUUAUAAGGUGAUCUUCUCGUUGCGCGCGUUUCACGAUCAUGCCACAUCGCGCUUCACCUGCGUUAACGAACUACAUGGUAUUGGUAAAAUGCCUCGCAGCAAAUUGAACGUCAAAAGACCUCCUGUUAAUUCUACUGCAUUAGAAAAUGCUGUUAAGGCAGUUUUGGAUCCAGAAAAUAUAUCUUUAAGAGAAGCAUGUAAAAUAUUUGGUGUUAAGUUAACAACUUUGUCAAGACAUCUUUCUCGGUUUCGAAAAUCAGAGAGUCAAACUUUCGAAUAUAAACCAAGACUGGAUAACAAAAAAGUAUUCACUGAUUAUGAAGAGAAUUGUUUGCUCCUUUAUAUAAAAAAGGUGGCAAAAAUGAAUUAUGGCUUGACGAAAAAAAGUUUUCCCAUACUAACAGAAAGAAAAUCAUCAACGGACAUUGUAAACUUACUACCUGAAGACGUUGUACCUUACCCAAAAGCAAAACCAAGAAAAGCUACCAAUAAAGGAAGAAAGCGUGGCAAAACCAUGAUUGCAACAGACACUCCGGAAAAAGAACGGUUAAAAAAUGAAAAGAAAGUCUCCUUUAAACGUCGUAUAAAUAUAGAAGAAACAAAUGAACAAAAUAAAGACAAAUCAAAAAAAUUAAAAGUAAGGAGGCAGAAGAAGAAUCAGCAAAGGAAACAAGUUCAAUAUUCAUCUUCUGAAGAGGAGGACGAUAUAGUUCAUCUUGUAGAAACUGAUGAUGAGGACAGCAAUGACGAGGAGUGCCUUUUUUGCAAUGAAUCGUUCAAAAAUGACAUUCAUGGAGAGCAAUGGAUCCGAUGCAUGUCCUGCUUAGGAUGGGCCCACGAACUCUGUGCUGCAACUAAAGAAGGGAACCUGUACAUCUACACCUCCUUAAUAUCAAUGGAUAACCGCCGCCAAAUAUCGAGUAAUUUAAUCAGCGCCAGGGAGUCGCUGGCUGCUGGCAGCGACCAUAGAUAA